Molecule: messenger RNA, 288 nt
Organism: Necator americanus (New World hookworm)
Lineage: Eukaryota; Metazoa; Nematoda; Chromadorea; Rhabditida; Ancylostomatidae
Exons: 1
Coding region: 1-288 (95 amino acids)
Source: RefSeq, a predicted model, not a curated record
AUGGGCUGUGGUAGGAAGGAAGUCGCUCUAUUAGGACAGCAACAGAGUUCACAAGAGCUGUGUCGUCAUAAAAUCGCACCGCUGUCAAUUAAUGAUUACAGAUUGGGCGCUAUGAUGAUGUGGCAUCCGAUCGAUGAUCACAAGUCUGUAGAGAUGGCAUCGUUUCUGCAAUACGCAGCUGGUAGCCUUUUAUGGGCAAAUGCUACAGAUGGAACUACGAAGGACCGCGGUGGCUGCGACUUGACACUAAAAACUUCAGCGAUGUGUUUUUUAUUCGAAGAAUGUUAG